UCUGGCAAGCACAAGAGACGGGGAAAGAUCCCGCUUCGCCGGAGACGGGGAAGGGACGGAAAGUUCGUCUCGCUGGGAUCUCCCACCCCCCCAGGCACGCGGAGGGGGCAGGCAGCCUGAGAUGCACGCCCUCCUUCCUCCCGUCGCGAACUAGCUGCUUUUCCAAAGUGGAAUUCCGCAGGAAAUUCGGAAGGAGAUCCGGAUCCGGAGAGGAGCAGGCGCCGGGGGAAAGCAACGUGGACAAGAUCGCGCAAAGAGGAAGGGGCCCGAAAGAAAAGUCCCUUUGGAGACGAUGGGGGAGCAGCCGAUCUUCAGCACCAGAGCCCACAUCUUCCAGAUCGAUCCAUCCACCAAGAGGAACUGGAUCCCGGCCAGCAAGCAUGCGUUGACGGUCUCCUACUUCUACGAUGCCACCCGCAACGUCUACCGUAUCAUCAGCGUGGGAGGCACGAAGGCCGUCAUCAACAGCACGAUCACCCCCAACAUGACCUUCACGAAAACCUCUCAGAAAUUCGGCCAGUGGGCCGACAGCCGCGCCAACACGGUGUACGGGCUGGGCUUUGCUUCCGAGCAGCACCUCUCCCAGGUAAUACUCUGCGGACCCGGCUGA
Messenger RNA from Gekko japonicus, 610 nucleotides. RefSeq names its product homer protein homolog 3-like. NCBI's taxonomy places the organism in Eukaryota, Metazoa, Chordata, Lepidosauria, Squamata, Gekkonidae. Gene Ontology annotation, biological process: G protein-coupled glutamate receptor signaling pathway; regulation of store-operated calcium entry. Gene Ontology annotation, molecular function: G protein-coupled glutamate receptor binding. The record is from RefSeq and is a predicted model, not a curated record. The transcript is spliced from 4 exons. Gene Ontology annotation, cellular component: postsynaptic density; cytoplasm; plasma membrane. Bases 293 to 610 code for a protein of 105 amino acids.